AUGUCCCCAACUUCGCCGAAGAUGUGGCAUGGCAAGGUCAACUCCGGAACUGGUGCCGCACCUUUUGUUGCUUGCAUCCCGACGCCGCUCAGGUCGCACCGCCUCCCACCUGCUCUUGGAGCCUCGUAUUCCAUGCCGCCUGCAGUGCAGGCCGAGCCGAUCUCUCGCGGCCGGGCACCAGCCCAGAUGCCACCAGGUCAGUCCAUGAACGCACCGCCACGGCAGCCGGCUUCUUUGCCACUGGGCCAGUCGAGGUCUUAUUGCCCGAGCAUGCCGCCGGAUUCAGCCAGGAUCCCUUCUACGCCCGGCCGCGCCAUGAUGAUACCUGGGCACUCGCAGAUGAUGGCAACUCCUCGGAACAAGGACCAGAGCAACGUCUCCCAGCAGCAUCGUCCGGGUUAUCAGCCAGGACCUCCCGUCGUGGUUGCAUAUCCAGCCCAGCAGAGCAAGGCAGCCUGGACUGGCGAGCUCCCGGGUAUGCCCGUGUCCGCACGCAAAGAUCCACACCCCGGCCUUUCCCUGAAUGCUCCGCCACGUCGGCCGCCUGCUGCUCUGUCCUACAGCCCCAGCUUGGUCGUGAACUCCGGUCAGGUCCAGCCUCGGGGCUCCACGUCCUACUGCCCCAGCUUGCUCGCAAACGCAGCGAGAGCUAGCCCGGUGCAAACACGCGGGUCUGCGUCCUACUGUCCCAACUUGGUGGCGGAAGCUGCCAAAACAAGUUCUGGUCAGAACAAUGGACCGAUGUCUUAUUGCCCCAGCUUCGUGGACGUGGCCAAGGCGAACUUGGUCCGCGGCCAGAAAGGAGGGUCCUUGUCCUACUGCCCCAGCUUGGCGGUGGAUGUGGCCAAAGCGGCCAAAGCAAAUUCCACCCAUGGCACGACUGCAUCCCCGCUGGCGGGCUGCGAGACCAUGAUCACCACUCCGAACCCCAAG
Molecule: messenger RNA, 933 nt
Organism: Symbiodinium necroappetens
Lineage: Eukaryota; Dinophyceae; Suessiales; Symbiodiniaceae
Source: the annotation of a GenBank genome assembly